Enhydra lutris kenyoni (northern sea otter) is the source of this 1006-nucleotide messenger RNA. Its product is annotated as glyoxalase I. The transcript has 6 exons. Gene Ontology annotation, molecular function: metal ion binding; lactoylglutathione lyase activity. The coding region runs from base 90 to 644 and encodes 184 amino acids. NCBI's taxonomy places the organism in Eukaryota, Metazoa, Chordata, Mammalia, Carnivora, Mustelidae. The record is from RefSeq and is a predicted model, not a curated record.
GUCGCGAGUUAAAGGCAGCACCCGGCCGGGAGGAGUGUGGGUGACUGUUCUGUUCUCGGGACCGUAGUCGGUGAAACAGCUUUGCGGCCAUGGCAGAACCGCAGCCUGCAUCCAGCGGCCUCAGCGACGAGGCUGCCCUCGGUUGCUGCUCUGACCCGGAUCCCACCACCAAGGAUUUUCUGUUGCAGCAGACCAUGCUACGAAUUAAGGAUCCUAAGAAGUCAUUGGAUUUUUAUACUAGAAUUCUUGGAAUGACGCUACUCCAAAAAUUAGAUUUUCCCACUAUGAAAUUCUCACUCUAUUUCUUGGCUUAUGAGGAAAAGAAUGACAUCCCAAAAGAUAAAGAUGAAAAAAUAGCAUGGGUAUUCUCCAGGAAAGCUACACUUGAACUGACACACAAUUGGGGCACAGAAGAUGAUGAGACCCAGAGUUACCACAGUGGCAACUCAGACCCUCGAGGAUUCGGUCACAUUGGAAUUGCUGUUCCUGAUGUACAUGGUGCUUGUAAAAGAUUUGAAGAACUGGGAGUCAAAUUUGUGAAGAGACCUGACGAUGGUAAAAUGAAAGGCCUGGCAUUUAUUCAAGAUCCCGAUGGCUACUGGAUUGAAAUUUUGAAUCCUAACAAAAUGACAACUAUUAUUUAGUUCUGUGAGAAUACUGCUUUGUGAUUUCAGUGAAGACCUUGUGGGAGGUAAAAAAGGAAAUGGUGUAAUUCAAGAUAGACAACAGAAACAUCUAGGACUGAAGAAUCAUUGUCCCAAUUCAGAUUAUUCUGAAGUCCAUUCCCCUUUUCUAUUUCAGCCUAUGUUUUUCACCUAAUAAUUCAGUCAUUGUGGUUUUAAAGUAGUGCUUUGUCUUAUGUCCUUGAAUGUAAUUAAAUAACUUUACUUUUUUAUGUAAUAAUUAGAACAGUUCCCUUCAGAGGCUGCAUUUGCCUUCUUUCUCCUAUAUAUGAUUUCUGAACAAGUCUGCCUUUGAAUCAUCAUUCUCCAAAAAAAAAAAAAAA